CCUGAGCUGGUCCGGACCAUCCUGAGCUGGACACUGGAGUACCUGAGGGACCACGUCCUGGCCUGGAUCCAGGCCCAGGGGGGAUGG
Molecule: messenger RNA, 87 nt
Organism: Chaetura pelagica (chimney swift)
Lineage: Eukaryota; Metazoa; Chordata; Aves; Apodiformes; Apodidae
Gene: BAX
Product: BCL2-associated X protein
Exons: 1
Biological process (GO): regulation of apoptotic process
Source: RefSeq, a predicted model, not a curated record